Messenger RNA from Panonychus citri (citrus red mite), 2236 nucleotides. Its product is annotated as zinc finger and BTB domain-containing protein 49-like. Gene Ontology annotation, biological process: regulation of transcription by RNA polymerase II; epidermal cell differentiation. The coding region runs from base 156 to 1631 and encodes 491 amino acids. Gene Ontology annotation, molecular function: RNA polymerase II cis-regulatory region sequence-specific DNA binding; DNA-binding transcription factor activity, RNA polymerase II-specific. The record is from RefSeq and is a predicted model, not a curated record. The transcript is spliced from 3 exons. NCBI's taxonomy places the organism in Eukaryota, Metazoa, Arthropoda, Arachnida, Trombidiformes, Tetranychidae. Gene Ontology annotation, cellular component: nucleus.
GUUAAUAUAAAGUAACAUUCAAAUGAUAAACUCACUUACUCAUAACCGUUACUUUGAUAUUCGCUUUUGAUUUUCUCUCGUUUUCCUUUUUAUUUCAUUUUAUUUCUUUUCUUUUCUGCUUGUUGACAAUCAAUUGUCUCGAUUCCUCAAUCAAAAUGCCAAAAGUGUUUUUAAUUCGAAAACGACUGAGUUGUAAAGACCACAAUUCGCAACCGUCCCAGUGGAGACCAGUGACACCACCACCGAGUCCAGAGGACGAUGAGAAAAUCUCUCCUCCCGUUGGAUCGGGAACAUCGUCCAAUUCAGUGACCAAUUGUCACAAUCUCCACAAGAAAUUCGGAUCCAUUGAAUUGUCCUCUUCUCCUCUCGGUGUCGAGCAUCACUCUCACCAUGGAAUUGGAAUUGCAAGUGCAAGUGACAGUAAAUCAGUGAAACGAUCAAGUGAGGAGAGUAAAUAUUUCAACGAACAAUUUUAUCUACACAAACAACCACAACAAGGGAAUCGUCGGCGUCCAUCGUCCUAUUCGUCGGCCUCGUCAUCUGUUGAUUGUCUUUCUACAACCACAUCACCUGAACCAAUGUCUCCAUCUUUUCCUGAUGACAUUUUAUCGAAUGAGUCAAACUCUCGGUGUGCAUUGGAAUGUUUAUCUUCCCCAUGUCCAUCGACAUCUUCAUCAUCCUCAUCGAUUCCCGACUCAUCCACUUCAUGUUCCCCAUCAAUUUAUCAACGAGGUUCUGUCAUCAAAUCAACUAAUCAGUCGGACGGUCCUCUCAACUUGAAAGUAUCACAACACCAACACCAACAACAAGCUCAUCUUCAAUCGCGACAAAAGAAUCAAUUUGCUCAUCAUCCACAACCACAAUCACCAUCACCAUCAUCUUUAUCUCUCUCAUCUCAAUCAUCUCAAUCCACUCAAUCCCAAUUAGAAUGUGAAUCUCAACCAAUAAUCAAAGUGACUGACAAAAUGUACAAAGAAUCAAUUGAAAGAUCUCGUAUUGAGGCGGGUGGAAAUGAAGUGCCCGCUUCGCUCCCAGACACAGUUAAUUUACUCGCUCAAAGACUGGGAAUUCCUCUUCACAUGUUCAACUCGAUCGAUUUCGUAAACGGAGGCCAUGGUCUUAAGAAUCCACUACUGACCAGUUCGAAUGCCACAAAGAUACAACCAGUAGUCCAGCCGAGUUUAGAUGAUCCCAUGAAAUGUCCAAUUUGUGAUAAGCGAUUCACUUUGUCCCGAUUAUUGAAUCGACACUUGAAAUGUCAUUCGGAUAUCAAACGUUAUCUUUGUACAUUUUGUGGCAAAGGUUUCAACGACACUUUCGACCUGAAAAGACACACACGGACUCAUACAGGUGUUCGUCCUUAUAAAUGUAAUCAUUGUGAUAAAUCAUUUACUCAGAGAUGUUCAUUGGAAUCGCACACACUCAAAGUCCAUGGGAUUUCUCACACUUACGCUUACAAAGAGCGAAGGACAAAGAUUUAUGUGUGCGAAGAAUGUGGAAAUACAACUAAUCAACCAGAACAACAUUAUAUUCACUUGAAACAGAAUCAUCCAUAUUCACCAGCAUUGGCGAAAUUCUAUGACAAGAGACAUUUCAAGUUCAAUGAUAACAAUUUUCCAUUCGCCGAAUGAUCAAUUCGACUGCUUAUCCGAGAUAAGUUAAUCAUCGAAAUGGAUCAACAUUAAAUUCUGAUUGGUUUGCAUGGACGACAAUCGAUUUUCAUCUCUUUUUCUCUCUUCGAAUCAAUUUCAUCAAUUUCAUCAUUUUCACUUAUUUUUUGCUAAUCAUUGAAACAAACAAACAAACAAGUGACUUAAUUGGCAAUCGUUGAUUUGAUAAUAUUAAUAAUCUCAAAUCAAAUGUAAUUUUUUUGUAAAAUUAAUCCAAAAAUCUAAAACCUCAUUGAAUCUCUUUCCUUUCACAUCUCAUUGACAUUUAGAUUCUUGGACUAAUUAUAUUAAACUCAUUCCUUUUUUUGACUGUUAAUUGUUCUUCUAAUUAAUGUGUAAUAUUUUCAAGUGAUCACAUUCAUCAAUUUUUUAUUCCAUCAUUUUAUUAAUUGUGAUCAUAAACCUCGAUGAACAAUUAACGUUCAUUUAUUUUUACUGAUGUUUUUUUAUCAUUACCAAAUUUUCACAAUUGACCAAUGCUCAUUUUUUUUUUGUAUCUGAUGAACUUUUUUUUCUGAAUGACAAUUGAAAUUGAUUUUCAACAAUAAAAAUUAUUUCCAAAUGAA